Messenger RNA from Triplophysa dalaica, 1752 nucleotides. RefSeq names its product meprin A subunit beta-like. The record is from RefSeq and is a predicted model, not a curated record. Gene Ontology annotation, cellular component: membrane. Gene Ontology annotation, molecular function: metalloendopeptidase activity; zinc ion binding. Gene Ontology annotation, biological process: proteolysis. Lineage: Eukaryota; Metazoa; Chordata; Actinopteri; Cypriniformes; Nemacheilidae.
AUGCGCCAGUUGAAGUCCAAGGGCUUCGCGGACACAGUCCAGACCCUGCUGGAUCGUGAGUGGUCCAGACUGGAUUCUCCAUCUGGGCUAGCCUCGAUUCCCGAGGGUCGUGCCCUGCAGAUCGGUUUCGUAGGUCUCUCCUCGCCUCCUGUAGCCACUCCACCGCCCACCAGCUCUGUUGGCAAGCGGGGGAGAAAGAGGAGGCAACAGAGGACAGCCCCGAGUCCUGUGCCAACAUCCUCUCUCUCAGGCAACACAGGAAUUGAUGUUGAUAAUGGGAAAGACAACGACAUCUUUGACAUAAAUAAAGAGACAGGCCUUCAUUUGGUGGAGGGAGAUAUAGUGAUUGAUGAGACACAAAGCAAAAAUGCUAUUUUGGGAGAAAAAUAUCGCUGGCCUACCACCGUGCCGUACUUCUUGGAUAAGUCCCUAGAGAUUAAUGCCAAAGGUGUGAUCCUGAAAGCAUUUGAACAAUACAGACUCAAGACGUGUAUUGACUUCAAGGAGUGGAGCGGAGAACCAAACUACAUUUCUGUAUAUAAAGGCAGUGGAUGUCAUUCUUCGAUUGGGAACCGACAAGUUGGAAAGCAGGAAUUGUCAAUUGGUGCAAACUGUGCUCGUUUGGGAACUGUGGAGCAUGAGUUUCUUCAUGGUUUGGGUUUCUGGCAUGAGCAAUCCAGAUACGACAGAGAUGAUUAUGUUGUCAUAAUGUGGGAUCAGAUUGAAGAAGGUCACGCACACAACUUUGAGAUACACAGUGACAUGGUGUCAACCUCUCUUGGUGUGCCGUAUGACUACAAUUCUGUUCUGCACUACAGUAAGACAUCCUUCAACAAAGACAAAGAGCCAACAAUCGUCACAAAGAUACCAGAGUUCAUGGAUGUGAUCGGCCAGCGGACGGAGUUUAGUGAGAGUGACCUGCUCAAGCUCAACAGGCUAUAUAACUGCAAUACAUUUAUGAUUCUAACUCGUGCUGGCUUAACAUUCCUGGACUCAUGCCAGUUUGAACAGCCGAACAUCCAGGGUGAGGGUGGGAAUUCCAAGUGGACUCGAGUACAAUCGGCAGAGGGCGGUCCAAAAACAGACUUUUCCGUUCUGGGGCAAUGUCAAGGUUUCGGGUACUUCAUGCAUUUCAGCACAUUGACAGGAAAUCACGGAGACAAGGCGUACCUGGAGAGUCGUCUCUUUUACCCCACCAGAGGCUUUCAGUGCCUGCAAUUCUAUCAUUACAACAGCGGGGGCGAUGAUGAUCAACUAAACAUUUGGGUGCGUGUGUACACCGACGACGAAUCCAAAGGAGACCUGAGAUUGGUUGAGGCGAUAAGUGGGGGUCCUAUAAACUCCUGGGAGCUGUACCAUGUGAGCCUACAGGUCUCUCAAAAAUUCAGGGUGGUGUUCGAGGGGGUAAAAGGACGUCAUGCAUCAAAAGGGGGUCUGUCUCUGGAUGACAUCAACCUCUAUGAGACACAGUGUCCUCACCACACUUGGCGAAUUAGUGACUUUUCCAGCCUUCUCGAACACUUCAAGAGCUUUAUUAAAGGAAAUGACGUGAUCUUUGUCCUGUCUCUUGAAGCUUCCAACGGCAGUUCAACAGCAACGUUGGCGAUAAGCGUCUUUGUGGCAGCUGCCAUGUUUAUGGCUGUCGCCCUUGGCGCACUGUACUAUGUGCAGAGAGUUCGGAAAAGACAGAUGGAAAGAGAUGGAGAGGGUGAACCAGAGAAGACCGAUGGCUGUGAGUGUCCACAUGUAUAG